Messenger RNA from Osmerus eperlanus (European smelt), 1362 nucleotides. RefSeq lists its product as uncharacterized. The transcript is spliced from 7 exons. Lineage: Eukaryota; Metazoa; Chordata; Actinopteri; Osmeriformes; Osmeridae. The record is from RefSeq and is a predicted model, not a curated record. Bases 1 to 1257 code for a protein of 418 amino acids.
AUGAAUGCCACAUCUGCUGCUCCUACGGUGUCCCCUGUGGCCACCGAUCCCAUGAACACAGCUACAAACAGGAGGAUCCACUAUGGCCACAGGUGUCCCUGCAACAGGAGGAUCCACUAUGGCCCCAAGUGUCCCUGCAACAGGAGGAUCCACUAUGGCCACAGGUGUCCCUGCAACAGGAGGAUCCACUAUGGCCACAGGGGUUGUCCCUGCAACAGGAGGAUCCACUAUGGCCCCAAGUGUCCCUGCAACAGGAGGAUCCACUAUGGCCCCAAGUGUCCCUGCAACAGGAGGAUCCACUAUGGCCCCAAGUGUCCCUGCAACAGGAGGAUCCCACUAUGGCCCCAAGUGUCCCUGCAACAGGAGGAUCCACUAUGGCCCCAAGUGUCCCUGCAACAGGAGGAUCCACUAUGGCCCCAAGUGUCCCCUGCAACAGGAGGAUCCACUAUGGCCCCAAGAGGAUCACUAUGGCCCCAAGUGUCCCUGCAACAGGAGGAUCCACUAUGGCCCAAGUGUCCCUGCAACAGGAGGAUCCACUAUGGCCACAGGUGUCCCUGCAACAGGAGGAUCCACUAUGGCCCCAAGUGUCCCUGCAACAGGAGGAUCCACUAUGGCCCCAAGUGUCCCUGCAACAGGAGGAUCCACUAUGGCCCCAAGUGUCCCUGCAACAGGAGGAUCCACUAUGGCCCCAAUUGUCCCUGCAACAGGAGGAUCCACUACCAUCCAGACCACCCACUCCGUUCGUCAGUAAUACCACUGUUGAGACUUUCACGUCCAACAUCACCAGGGAUUUCUGCAAAAAGGACAAGUUUUGUGCUUCCGAGCCAUCGACCUGCAAUCCCAGCUCUGAGUCCUGUUUCUUCGUUGUCUGCGGCCCAGUCCUCCGGCCAGGUCUUCGAUUUCGAGCUGAAUGGGCCUUCAACCGGCUACGUUGCCAUGGGACUCGCAACUAGCGCUGCACAGAGCUCAAACGUCACCACCUAUGUGUGCGCAAACAGCAAUGGCGUUUUCAAGUUCUUCACCACUUUCCUGAACAACGGCAAACUCGUGAUGACAUCGCUGCCGGUGAACAAAGUGAAGGGCGUCGUGAGAGGAAGCUGCUCCAGUGUGCCUUCACGGCCUCUCUCCCCAGGGCCAACGUCUCCUCCAGGGCUGCUGACACCAGCUUUAUCGUCACCGUGUCGGAUGGAACCGUUACUAAUGACACGCUGGGAACCCCCAAAGCACAGCUGCGGAGCCCUGAGGCGGUCGACCUGAGCAACGUGAACAGCACCUUCACCAACAUCCUCACCGCCACCUCCACCGCCAGCCAUGGCAUCACGCUACAGCGCUCCUCUCCCAAGUACUGGAUGGAUAGAUGGA